UUAUAUCUAUUUCUCUUUGCCUGCAGUAGACUGCGUUUGUCUUGCACUAAAUGAAUGUUUUCUCUUCGCCAUCCUUUUUAACUGCUUUGCAUGACUGAGCUGUGAAUUGUUUGAGUCAAAUUUCUGGUGCCUUCUAGAACUGGAAGCCAUAUUUUGUAGAUCAAAUUGUGAUGACAAAAGUCUCUGAAUUUUUAUAAGAGGUUUCAUAUCUCUUAGUUGGUGAUGAUUUAUAACAAGAUCUAUCGUGUAUGAAAACAUUUUUAUGAAAACCAUUUUGGUGGAAAUGAAAAAUAAUACCUCAAGAUUUGUUAAUGGAAGCAAUAUAUAUAAAUAUAAUAGAAGAAACAUUUUUAUUGGACUCAGGAAAAAUUAACCAGGUUUCAAUUGCUGUAUGUGCUUAUUGAACUAUCUUAAAUAUAAAUCUGUUCAUGAAGGCCGUUCAGAGCUCAGUAAUUUGGGCAUAAUAUUAAAAGAUGCCCAGCCUACAGAGUCUGAGAAGGAAAUUUAUAAUCAGGUGAAUGUAGUCUUAAAAGAUGCAGAAGGCAUCUUGGAGGACUUGCAGUCAUACAGAGGAGCUGGACAUGAAAUACGCGAGGCAAUCCAGCAUCCAGCAGACGAGAAGUUGCAAGAGAAGGCGUGGGGAGCAGUUGUUCCACUAGUAGGAAAAUUAAAGAAAUUCUAUGAAUUUUCUCAGAGGUUAGAAGCAGCAUUGCGAGGUCUUCUAGGCGCCUUGACCAGCACCCCUUACUCUCCCACCCAGCAUUUAGAGCGAGAGCAGGCUCUGGCUAAACAAUUUGCAGAAAUUCUUCAUUUCACGCUGCGGUUUGAUGAACUCAAGAUGACAAAUCCUGCAAUACAGAAUGAUUUCAGCUACUACAGAAGAACAUUGAGUCGCAUGAGGAUUAAUAAUGUUCCAGCAGAAGGAGAGAAUGAAGUAAACAAUGAACUGGCAAAUCGAAUGUCUUUGUUUUAUGCAGAGGCAACCCCGAUGCUGAAAACCUUAAGUGAUGCCACAACAAAAUUUGUCUCAGAGAAUAAAAACUUACCAAUAGAAAACACCACAGAUUGUCUAAGCACCAUGGCUAGUGUGUGCAGAGUCAUGCUGGAAACGCCGGAAUACAGAAGCAGGUUUACAAAUGAAGAGACAGUGUCCUUCUGCUUGAGAGUAAUGGUGGGCGUCAUCAUACUGUAUGACCACGUGCAUCCAGUGGGAGCAUUUGCCAAAACCUCCAAGAUUGAUAUGAAAGGUUGUAUCAAAGUUCUUAAGGACCAGCCUCCCAACAGUGUAGAAGGUCUUCUAAAUGCUCUCAGGUACACAACAAAACAUUUGAAUGAUGAGACUACCUCCAAGCAAAUUAAAUCCAUGCUGCACUAACAGCUGUGGCCCGAGCACCUGCUGUGGCCGGGAGGCAGCGCUCUGCAGUGACUGAGAUGCACAGCUUUUUAGUGAUUGCAGUUACGAUCUCAUUUACUCUCGCUUUUAUUUCCUCUGUUCCUCCUCCCUCUUUUUUAAUCAUGUUCUUGUUCUGAAGACUUCUUUUCUGUGCCAAAAUCAGUAAUGUUACACUCUGAAAGGAUAUUGUCCUUUCAGACAGGCCAUCUGAGGCAGCUAAUUAUGCAUUGCAUUGGGGGGUCUCUACUGAGAAAAAAUUCUGUGACUUGAACUAAAUAUUUUUAAAUGUGGAUUUUUUUUGAAAACUAAUAUUUAAUAUUGCUUCUCCUGCAUGGCAAAACUGCCUAUUCUGCUAUUUAAAAGCCCUCAACAACUUUAUUUUCUACUGCCGCUUUUUCAUGUGCAGCCAAAAUGAAAAUGUUUAAAUUAAUUGUGUUGUACAAAUGGUACCCAACACAAACUUUUUUUAAAUUAGUAAGACUUUUGUUGAAAGUGUUAAGUUUGCAUUUUGACUUUUUUUGUAAGGAUGUAUGUUGUGUGUUUAACCUUUAUUAACUAACGUUAAAAACUGUGAUGUGUGCGUAGAUUAUUACGUAUGCAUGUUCAUGUUUAAGGAAUGGCUGUUGAUGAUAAAUAAAAAUCAGCUUUCAUUUUUCUAA
This is a messenger RNA of Ochotona princeps (American pika), 2052 nucleotides long. It is a transcript of the gene CYRIB, whose product is annotated as CYFIP related Rac1 interactor B. Lineage: Eukaryota; Metazoa; Chordata; Mammalia; Lagomorpha; Ochotonidae. The transcript has 10 exons. Bases 392 to 1375 code for a protein of 327 amino acids. Gene Ontology annotation, molecular function: small GTPase binding. Gene Ontology annotation, biological process: regulation of actin filament polymerization; positive regulation of T cell activation. The record is from RefSeq and is a predicted model, not a curated record.